UUGUUAUCAAUUAUAAAAACUUUUGUUUUAAAAUCUGCUUUCAAACGGUGGAGGAGAAUACAUGAUUUCCUAAUUGGAAAAAGAAGACAGCAAAUUCCAUCAGCCUAUCCAAAGAAUCAAAGCCUCAGUUGGAUCUCUUUGAUAUAACAAGUGUAGCAUAAUCAUCGAGCAUGAUCAUUUGCUAUCGCAAGCGUGCCAGUUUUGAAGUGGAGGAGAUGUGAAUGACCACAAUCAAGACAUACUCUUGAUCUCAUUCUAAUGGUAUUGCUUCAUUUCAUACCUAACAUAUCGCCAUGGUGAUCGAGAAAUAUUGGGAGUAUAUCGCAGCUGCAGUUAUCAUCUAUUGCGUGACAUAUUUUACGUAUCGGUGGUUCGAGAAAAAAAAAUCUUUCGAAGAGGGAAAAUCUCGAAACAGAAGUUAUAACAAUGAUAAUUAUUCGGACGCUGAAGAGGAUAACGACAUUGCGCCGGCUUUACCGGAGGACCUGAAACAUGUUCCCUUGAAAUUCGAUAUCCUUCCUACGGAUAUGAUGAUAAGAAACUCCAGGGAUUUCUUUGAAAAUAUGAACCGUCGACGAUCGAUCAGGUUGUUCAGUUCCAGAUCCUUUCCGAAGGAAAUCAUUUACAACAUCAUCAAAACAGCAGGGACCGCUCCUAGUGGGGCUCAUACAGAACCGUGGACAUUUGUGGUAGUGGAAAGUAUGGAUAUCAAAAAAGAAAUUCGAAGGAUAAUAGAGGCUGAAGAAGAGACAAAUUAUAAAAAAAGGAUGGGAAAAACUUGGACAACUGACCUGAAACCUUUGAGAACUAACUGGAUAAAGGAAUAUUUGACAGAAGCACCUUACCUCAUUCUAGUAUUUAAACAAACUUACGGUAUGAAACCAGAUGGAACCAAAAAAAUCCAUUAUUACAACGAACAAAGUCUGUCGAUAGCUGUGGGAUUUUUGCUAGCCGCCAUUCAUAAUGCAGGACUGUACUCAUUGACAUCUACCCCUUUGAAUUGUGGCCCCUCCAUUAGGGUUCUUCUCAACAGACCAAUAUCAGAAAAAUUGGUUUUUCUACUGCCGGUUGGAUUUCCAGCUGAAGGUUGUUUGGUGCCCGACUUACAUCGCAAACCACUUUAUGAGAUAAUGAUUGAGUAUUGAGAAGAGAAAUUUAUUCAUACAUGUAUACAAAUAACUUUAUAUUUUUUAUUUUUGUCAUAUUAUAACACCUUUUUUUA
Messenger RNA from Coccinella septempunctata (seven-spotted ladybird), 1222 nucleotides. RefSeq names its product iodotyrosine deiodinase 1. The transcript has 6 exons. NCBI's taxonomy places the organism in Eukaryota, Metazoa, Arthropoda, Insecta, Coleoptera, Coccinellidae. Bases 294 to 1145 code for a protein of 283 amino acids. The record is from RefSeq and is a predicted model, not a curated record. Gene Ontology annotation, molecular function: oxidoreductase activity.